Protopterus annectens (West African lungfish) is the source of this 2829-nucleotide messenger RNA. It is a transcript of the gene R3HDM2, whose product is annotated as R3H domain containing 2. Gene Ontology annotation, molecular function: nucleic acid binding. NCBI's taxonomy places the organism in Eukaryota, Metazoa, Chordata, Ceratodontiformes, Protopteridae. The coding region runs from base 101 to 2377 and encodes 758 amino acids. The transcript has 18 exons. The record is from RefSeq and is a predicted model, not a curated record.
GCAUGUAAGUUGUCCCUCAGAUAAAGAAGAGGAAAAGUCCUCCAAAGAUGGAUCUGAAAAAGAAGAAAAGGAGAAGAACAAAGAAAAGGUCCCAAAGAAAAUGUUAUCUCGAGACUCUAGCCAAGAAUACACAGACUCGACUGGAAUUGAUGUGCACGAGUUUUUAGUUACAACACUGAAGAAUAAUCCAAGGGAUAGAAUGAUGCUGCUAAAACUAGAACAAGAUAUUCUGGAGUUUAUUAGUGAUAACAAUAAUCAGUUUAGAAAGUUUCCACAAAUGAGUUCAUAUCAUCGGAUGCUCUUACAUCGAGUAGCUGCUUACUUUGGCAUGGAUCAUAACGUUGACCAAACUGGAAAAGCUGUCAUUAUUAACAAAACCUGCAGUACAAGAAUACCAGAACAGAGAUUUUCAGAGCACAUAAGAGAUGAGAAGCUAAUGGAUUUCCAAAAGAGAUUCAUUCUUAAAAGGGAUGAUGCUAGUUUAGAUAAAGAUGAUAACCAGAUUCGUGUACCAUUACAAGAUGGCAGGAGGAGCAAAUCUAUAGAAGAAAGAGAAGAAGAAUAUCAGAGAGCCCGUGAGAGAAUAUUUGCACGAGAAUCUUCUCAGAAUGGCUACAUAAUUGACAACAGGACUAAUCGAGAUGGGUCAAGUCAUGCCUCUAGCAGCCGCCAAAGCAGUACAGAUAGUGAGAUAAAAUCAUUGGAACCACGCCCAUGGAGCAGCACAGAUUCUGAUAACUCCAGUCGGAGUCUGCGUCCACCUGUCACUAAAGCCAGCAGCUUCAGUGGCAUUUCAAUACUAACACGUGGUGACAGCAUUAGCAGCAGGUGCCCCAGGGCAGGUUUACUGUUGGGAACUCAUGAAGUGUGCAGCCCAUUACCUGCUUCUCAAUGUGUGAGAGCCCUUCUUCCUUGUUCAACACAACAGCAGCCACCAGUACUUCCUCCCCCUGCACAACAGCCAUCUGUAACUAAUCACAUGAUGCCACAGUUACAGGUUUCAUAUUUCCCUCCUGGACAGUAUGCAAAUACAAAUCAACAGUACCGUCCUGUUUCCCACCAGGUGCAAUACAGCUCCCAGCGCAGUCAAACGCUUCCACAGCCACCUCAACAAGCAGGUUUACAGCCCGUGCUGUCCAGUCAGCAGCAGGCAUACCAGGGAAUGAUGGGAGUCCAACAACCACAGAACCCAAGCCUUAUUAGCAACCAGAGAUCUGGCAUGGGCAACCAGAUGCCAAAUAUGGUGGUUCAGUAUCCUUCAUUGCCAUCCUAUCAGGUUCCAGUAGGAAACGAAUCCCAGGGUGUAGUGCAACAACCAUACCAGCAGCCUGUCGUAGUCUCUGCAAACCAGCCAGUACAGGGUGGAAUGCCUCCUGGUGGUGUGCCCUUCUACUACAGUGUUAUUCCAGCAUCCCAGCAAAAUGGUACAAGUUCAUCUGUUGGGUUUAUCCAGCCGCCUGGCUCUGAACAGUACCCUAUCCCUCCAUCUCCAUCCCCCUGCAGUGCUCCACAGAUACAGCAGCAGUAUUCAGGAGUGGCUCCUCCAGCACCUAGUGUCAUGGUAAUGCAACUUAGUCUCCCAAAUGGACCCCAGCCACCUCAAAACCCAACUGUGGUGCAGUGGGGACCCUGUAAAUUCUAUGGUAUUGAUCAGCGAGGACAGAAACCAGGAGAUAUGUACAGUACAGACAGCAAUCCUCAGGCCAGUACCCAGUUGAAUAGCCCUAUUACCUCUCCAACUCAGUCGCCAGCACCUUCUCCAGCUGCCAAUGUAAAUAAUGUCUGCCAGGGACUGGCAGCGCUUCCAGUCAUUACACAGUUCUCCAGGCCUGUGGGGCCAGCACAAGGUGAUGGACGGUAUCACUUGCUUGGCCAGCCAUUGCAGUAUAGUCUUUCACUUUGUCCUCCAGCAGUGCUUCACAGCCAGUCCACUUUCUCAACACAUCAGGGGCAGGCUGGAAUAAAACAUGGAAACCGAGCAAAAAGGCAAGCACUGAAGUCUGCGUCAACUGACCUGGGAAUGACAGAUGUAGUUGUUGGACGGGUCUUAGAAGUAACUGAUCUUCCUGAAGGCAUUACACGCACAGAAGCCGACAAACUCUUCGCUCAGCUUGCCAUGUCUGGUGCCAAAAUUCAGUGGCUCAAGGACUCUCAGGGGCAUUCCAGUGGAGGAGUUACUGACAGCAGUGAGACUCCAGAGAAUGGCAGGCACACUAAUGACCUUGCUGCCUUAUACACAGUUGUUGCUGUUUUCCCAUCCCCUAUAGCCGCACAGAAUGCCUCACUCAAACUCAACAACUCCAUGAGCCGGUUUAAGUUAAGAAUGGCCAAAAAGAACUAUGAUCUACGCAUAUUGGAAAGAGCUAGCUCACAGUAGCAGCACGCAGCACACUGGACUUAUCUUUACCAUCACCUUGGUAUCUAGUUUCUCUUUCUUUCCUUUGGCUGACUCUGUUGACCCUUUUUUUCCCUCCUGACAUUGUUUCCUGGUUUUCAUUUCUUUUUGCCUCUGUGGCUCUGGUAAUGCAUUUUUUUUCUUCCUCUUAAUAUAUUUAUAUAGAAGUAAUUAAGGAAAAGUUGUUGAUUUCAGUGGAAGAAAAUUGUCAUGACCUCUCUGCCUAUGUCAUACCCUGUGCAGCCUCUUUCCUCUCUCCUACCCCAGUCUUUUUUUUUUCCUUUUAACACCUUGUAACUUUGUUUGGUUUAGAGUUGUGCAGAGGUUAUCAGAAGCAGUAUUUAAUUGCACAAAGACAUGUUGACUGCGUUUGUUCACUGUAAAUUUUAUUUAAUCUGUUAUUUUGUUUUUAAAUAUAAAAGAAAAAACUGCCA